GUUCGUUUAAAAUGCGAAUUUCAAUUUUCCAUUGCUCCAUAUUUCUGCAUUAACGAUUUUUGGACGCAAGGGCGGGCAGCUGAGAUCGGAGCCAUUUUCUUUCCUUGGGCGCGCUUUGCUUCGUUUUUCAGGUACAAUUGAUCGAAGAUGGCAGAAGGGGAGGAUAUUCAGCCACUUGUCUGCGACAAUGGAACAGGAAUGGUUAAGGCUGGGUUUGCUGGAGAUGAUGCUCCUAGGGCUGUGUUUCCUAGUAUAGUAGGUCGCCCACGGCAUACUGGUGUGAUGGUUGGCAUGGGCCAAAAGGAUGCGUACGUUGGGGAUGAAGCUCAGUCCAAACGUGGUAUUUUAACUUUGAAAUAUCCCAUUGAGCAUGGUAUAGUCAGUAAUUGGGAUGACAUGGAGAAAAUCUGGCAUCACACCUUCUACAAUGAACUUCGAGUGGCUCCAGAAGAGCACCCUGUCCUUCUCACUGAAGCACCUCUUAACCCAAAGGCUAACCGUGAAAAAAUGACCCAAAUCAUGUUCGAGACUUUCAAUACUCCUGCCAUGUAUGUUGCCAUUCAGGCUGUUCUUUCUCUCUAUGCUAGUGGACGGACGACUGGUAUUGUUUUGGAUUCUGGAGAUGGUGUGAGUCACACUGUCCCAAUCUAUGAGGGGUAUGCUCUCCCCCAUGCCAUACUUCGUCUUGACCUUGCUGGGCGUGACCUCACUGAUGCGCUUAUGAAAAUCCUGACGGAACGUGGGUACUCCUUCACCACCUCAGCUGAGCGUGAAAUUGUGAGAGACAUGAAGGAAAAGCUGGCAUAUAUUGCUCUUGAUUUUGAGCAAGAACUUGAAACUUCCAAAACUGGUUCUUCUGUUGAGAAGAGUUACGAGCUGCCUGAUGGGCAAGUUAUCACAAUUGGUGCAGAACGUUUUCGCUGUCCUGAAGUUCUUUUCCAGCCUUCAAUGAUUGGAAUGGAAGCUGCAGGCAUCCACGAAACAACGUAUAACUCCAUCAUGAAAUGUGAUGUCGACAUCAGGAAGGAUUUGUAUGGAAACAUUGUUCUUAGUGGUGGAUCAACCAUGUUCCCAGGCAUUGCUGACCGAAUGAGCAAAGAAAUAACUGCGUUGGCUCCCAGCAGCAUGAAAAUAAAAGUGGUAGCACCACCUGAAAGAAAGUACAGUGUCUGGAUUGGUGGCUCCAUUUUGGCAUCACUCAGCACGUUUCAGCAGAUGUGGAUCGCAAAGGCAGAGUAUGAUGAGUCUGGUCCAUCCAUUGUGCACAGGAAAUGCUUCUGAUUUUGCCAGACAACCAAGCAACUUCUUUUCUGGGCAGUACAAUUGCAUUUUGUUUUUAUUCCUCGUGUUUUCCUAAAAUUUUGAUCUCAAUGUUUCUUUUUUUGUCCGUUAAAAUUAUUGAUUUAAUAGUUGAGAUUUUGUGUUAGAGCUUUCAUUUUUUGAAUAUUUUGCUCUAAUCGGCAGUUGAGAAAUUAAAUUAAGCUAUCUGAUAUAGCCCAUUGAUGUAGGA
Messenger RNA from Momordica charantia (bitter melon), 1510 nucleotides. RefSeq names its product actin-97. The record is from RefSeq and is a predicted model, not a curated record. Lineage: Eukaryota; Viridiplantae; Streptophyta; Magnoliopsida; Cucurbitales; Cucurbitaceae.